AACAGGGAGGAUAAAUCCGCCUUCGAAUAAGCUGACCAAUGGCGAAACAGUUUGGUCAGGUGUAGGCUACUACGAGCACAAAGAGCGCGUGAAGAUGCUUUUCUACUCAUUCUUCAAGUCCCUGGUGGGCAAAGACGUGGUGGUGGAAUUAAAAAAUGACUUGAGCAUAUGUGGAACACUACAUUCUGUCGAUCAGUAUCUGAACAUCAAACUCACAGACAUCAGUGUCACUGACCCUGAGAAGUAUCCCCACAUGUUGUCGGUGAAAAACUGCUUCAUUCGCGGUUCAGUGGUGCGGUACGUUCAGCUUCCUGCUGAUGAAGUGGACACCCAGCUCCUACAGGACGCAGCACGAAAAGAGGCCAUGCAACAGAAACAAUGAUCUACUUUCAUUUUGCUUUUUGAUGAGCUUAUUGUAAAAUAAUGUAACAUCAGUGGUUUUAAAGUGCAAACUUGUAUAGUUUUUGUGACCCCCAUGUGUGGAGUUUGGUUUGAAUGUCUGUCCUCAGAUAGGAGUGACAUGGUUAAACUAGACAAUGGGUAAGUCUUAUUUUAACGACCUGUUAGAGUUUCCUGGGUUAUUUUGCUCUCAUUCAUUUGUAGUACGUUAGCUCUGGUCAAAUACACAAAUACAUCAUCCAUGUGACCUACCAUGCGUAGCUGUUUCUUAAUUUUGAAAGCACCAUUGCGGACAAACAUAUUUUGCCUUUAAAACAGGGAAUUUCUGUUUCACUUUAGUUUUCUUUUUUUAGAAUGGAAAAAAAACAGGAAUUUAACCUGGGUGAGUGAUCAAACAGUAAAUUGUCACACUUAUGUUGAAAUAAAAUAUUAAUACUAA
Molecule: messenger RNA, 838 nt
Organism: Colossoma macropomum (tambaqui)
Lineage: Eukaryota; Metazoa; Chordata; Actinopteri; Characiformes; Serrasalmidae
Gene: lsm2
Product: smx5
Exons: 5
Coding region: 95-382 (95 amino acids)
Biological process (GO): mRNA splicing, via spliceosome
Cellular component (GO): U6 snRNP; catalytic step 2 spliceosome; U4/U6 x U5 tri-snRNP complex
Molecular function (GO): RNA binding
Source: RefSeq, a predicted model, not a curated record